This is a messenger RNA of Malania oleifera, 1413 nucleotides long. Its product is annotated as GDSL esterase/lipase At1g33811. Gene Ontology annotation, molecular function: hydrolase activity, acting on ester bonds. The coding region runs from base 32 to 1201 and encodes 389 amino acids. The record is from RefSeq and is a predicted model, not a curated record. The transcript is spliced from 5 exons. NCBI's taxonomy places the organism in Eukaryota, Viridiplantae, Streptophyta, Magnoliopsida, Santalales, Ximeniaceae.
AUGUGGUGCGGCACGUACUGGCUGGCCGGAGAUGACGAUGAUGAGAAGGGGGAGUGGGCACGUUGCAGCUUCUUGCGCUACUUUUGGUGUCGUCCUGUGGUUGACGGUGGUGGCUGUGAGGGCAUGGCCGCCGGGAUCCCCUCGGACUCGGUCUCAGCCUCAGCGCCCUAAGACUCAGCCGGACGUGCCGUGCUUUUUCAUAUUUGGGGACUCGUUGGUGGAUAAUGGCAACAACAAUGGAAUCCUUACACUUUCCAGGGCCAACUACUUUCCUUAUGGUAUUGAUUUCCCUCAGGGCGUCACUGGUCGCUUCACCAAUGGUCGAACUUAUGUUGAUGUCUUAGCUGAACUAUUAGGGUUUCAGGAGUACAUUCCAGCUAACGCAGAAACUGGUGGCCCUGGUGUGCUUCGGGGUGUAAACUAUGCAUCCGGAGCGGCAGGCAUCCUGGACGAAACUGGAGACAAUCUGGGGGGUCAUGUGUCGAUGAGCCAACAAGUAGCCAACUUUGGACGGACAGUGGAGGAGAUGCGGAGUCUGUUCAGAGGGGACACCAACGAAGUGAAGAGGUACCUGGGGAAGUGCAUAUUCUACUCCGGCAUGGGAAGCAACGACUACCUCAACAAUUACUUCAUGCCCUCCUACUAUUCCACCGCCUCCCACUCCUCUCCUCAAGCUUUUGCCGCCUCCCUUCUCCGCCUCUAUUCUCGCCAACUCCGGGAAUUAUAUGAGUUGGGAGCUCGAAAGGUGGUAGUGACGGGUGUUGGACAGAUUGGGUGCAUUCCAUAUGAGUUGGCUAGAUAUAAUGGUGGCAGCGGUAGAUGCAAUGAGAGUAUCAACAACGCCAUACUUUUCUUCAACUCGGGGCUUCGAAAAUUGGUUACAGGCUUCAACAGAGGUCAAUUGCCGGGCUCAAAUUUUGUUUACCUUGACUCCUACCAGAGCUUCAAACAACUUGCUCAAAAUGCCAGGUCUUAUGGUUUCACGGUGGUAGACACAGGAUGUUGCGGAGUAGGAAAAAACAAUGGUCAGCUAACUUGUCUCCCUCUUCAACAACCUUGUGAAGACCACACCAAGUACAUGUAUUGGGAUGCCUUCCAUCCUACAGACGCUGCAAAUGUCAUACUUGCCAAUAAAUCAUACAGCUCCAUAACACACUCAUAUGCUUAUCCAAUAAAUAUACAACAGUUAGCAAAACUUUGAGAGAGUUGAAACCUUUUAAUGCUUAACUAGACACAAGCAAAAGGAAUAAUAGCAGUAUGGUUUAUGUGGUGUAUGUUGUGAUCCCUAGAUUUCUAUGUUCCAUGCACGUUUUUUAUUAUUGUUACAAGAAGCUUUGAUUAAUGAUGUUGCAAUCCCUAGAUUUCUUUGUUCCAUGCAUGUUUUUAAUUGGUGUUAUGAGAAGCUUUCAGUCC